UGCAAAGGGUAGAAAGAAGAUCUAGUCACUUUACUUCCAUUUUUGCCUGCUGCACCUGAUCCCAUCUCUGAAUAGAUCAACCAUGGAUGCCAGUUCGGUUUCCAUUUCUCUGACAGGAAAGGCAGCAAGUUAUUUAACAGCGUGCAGACGUCUCCGCUGCCGGCACUCUGCUGAUUGGGCGGAGGGGGCGUCGAGGAGCCGCUUGGAUCUUUUCCUCUGGGGAAGCCACGGAGCAUCGCUGAAUUGACAACCUGAAGACCGGGAGUGGCGUGUUGAAGAAUGUCUCAAAAGGAGAAAAAAAAGAAGGGCUUUCGGCAGAAACCACCUCCCAUCCUCAAGUAUUUGCAGGGUAUCCUUCGCAAAUACCCAGAUGGAGGGCAGAUAUUAAAGGAGCUGAUCCAAAAUGCAGAUGACGCGGUUGCUGAAGAGGUGAUUUUACUCUACGAUGAACGGAGUUUUGGAACACAAAGUCUUUUCUCCGAUGGACUGGCAAGCACCCAAGGACCUGCACUUCUGGCUUACAAUAAUGGCAUUUUCUCUGAGGAUGACUGGGAGGGGAUCAAGAGUCCCGGCAUCAGUCAUAAGGAAGAUGAUCCAUCUACUGUUGGUAGAUUCGGCUUAGGCUUCAAUUCUGUCUAUCAUAUUACUGAUUUUCCAUCAAUUCUCUCUGGUGAAUUUUUGGGAGUGCUGGACACACAGCAAAUAGCACUUGAGGAAGGAGGUCAGCUGUGGAAUAUAGAGGAAUGGGAGGAGGCAUCUGAUCAAUUCCAACCAUUCUGGGCAACACUGGAAUCCCUUGGUAAACCCUGCCCAGCAGUCAAAGGCCACUUCCCUGGCACCCUCUUUCGCUUUCCUAUUCGGCAGAGCCCCUCCAAGAUCUCAGACAACAUCUACAGUGCACAACGGGUGCAGGAACUGCUGCGCUCAUUCUUAAAUGAUGCCCCCAUUAGCUUGCUGUUUCUCAGGAACAUCCAGAAAGUGACCCUGGGCAUGGUUGGGUCCGACGGUGCCAUUUGUGAGCUGCUAAAGGCUGAUGUCUCAGCUCGUCCAUAUUGUGAGUCAAAUGCCGUUCAAGACGUUCAAAAACCAAUCAAAGCAUCUCUGAACCAGGGUAGAAACAGAAGUAUCUCAGAAAUAUUUGCUGAUUACAAUCUUGGCGCCACACUGGAGACCAAUGGCUGCAUCAAAACACUUGCUUUACAAGGUAGUGGGGUUGCUAAAGCCACCAGCUGUGAGUGGCUCAUAUUGUCAGCAGAAGCAAAAAAAAAUGCUCUCCGGGGAUUGUGGGACCUGGCUGAGAAGGUGAGAUCCACACCAGCAUUAUCCUUGGCCUACUGUUUGCAGGACAGAUGCACCGGCCGCCUUAGCUGUGUCUUGCCUCUCCCAGCCACUGAGGAAAACGUCACUGGAUUGCCACUGCACAUCAGUGCUCCCUUUCAACUCACUGAUGACAGGAGGCAUGUGCAGUGGUCUGAGGAGGGGUCCCAGGCACGGGGGGCUGAGGGCCGUUGGAACCACUUACUUAUGGAGGAGGUACUGCCUGUUGCUUAUUGCCAAAUGGUGGUGCUGGCCUCCUCCUGUCCUGGUGACCCAUAUGGGGCAUGGCCAGACCCAACUCAUAGCCAACAACUCCGGUACAAGCCUCUAGUAACUGAAAUAUGCCAGAGAUUAAGGAACAUGAAACUCUUGGUGAGGGUUGGAGAGGGGGACCCUCGCUUGCUCCAUCCUUCUGAAGCCAUCCUUUUGCCAAAGCCAGUCUUGGAUAAGCCCAUAGGCCCAGUGCUGGAGAAGGCCCUCCUUUUGGCAGGAUCACCGCUGGUAGCAGCCCCUCCUCAUGUGCGUCAAGCCUUGGUGUUGGGUGCAAAAGAUGGGACAGUAGUGCAGGAGGCCACAUCCAAGUUUGUGGGAGGGGCACUGCAACGUGCUGCCAACAUCUGGAAUUGGCUCACAGAGUCUGAGAAAAAGUUGUUAUUGGAAUAUUUGGUUGAAGAUGGGUGUUACCUGGAACUGAAGGAUCUGCCCCUACUUCCAACAGCCAAUGGGCACUAUACCUGCUUUGGAGAUGCUGGAGAGACCGUAUUUAUUGAGAAUCCUAACUUUCCCAGAAUUCUUUUGCCUGGUUUGGCCAACCAAUUUCUUCCCAAAGAUCUAACUCCUGUGUUGCUGAACCAUUUGCAAGCAAUUGCCAAAAAAAGGUUAUUCAAAAAUCUGGUCUCCUUGAAUCAAGCCAUCAUUGAGAAGAAUCUUCCCAGAGCUCUCCCGAGAGGUUGGGUCAGCAGCAAAUCUGUUCCUGUUAUUUGGAGCCCCAGUGCGUAUCCUGGCGAACCUCCCCUUGAGUGGAUUUCCGCUUUCUGGACUUUCCUGGCACACCAUGCCUCUUCCCUGGAACCCUUUGAGGGAUGCCCGAUAAUACCACUGACGCCUCUGUAUAAUUCUCUCAAUGGCAUUCAGUUGGCUCGACUUUUGCCCCAACCCACCCUCAUAUUCCAAAGGCAUAAUGGGCACUGUUUGCCAGACGCAGUGGCUAAAAUUUUGGAAGUGUUGGGCUGCACCGUGAUCCAGAAGUGGGACUCCAGUUGGUCCCACCACCAACUAAAAGAAUAUGUUCUAGAACCCACACCUAGCAAUGUCCUGCAAGUUUUUGUCCAUCUGGGAGUAGCAAAUGUAACAAACCACCUGACAUUUUUGUCCACCUGCCAGAUUGAAAGCUUGAGUGCUUUUCUCUCUACAGCUGUCUCAUUCUCUCAAAAAGAUAUCGGAGUCCUCACUAAAUUGCCACUCUUCUUCAAGAUGCCUUCUCUUCUUCCACCUUCCAAGGCAGCCUUGGUAUCAGCCCAGGAUUAUUUGGCUUUAGAAAAGACCUUGGUUCCACCAGUGCCUACAAAUCUCUUGACUCCAGAGCCUGUGCUCUUGUGUCGCAAUGAAGCUGAACGAUGCUUGCUCUUCAAAAUCCGCAGAAAGCUUCUGGGGACGCCGGAUCUGUGCUUGCUGUGUGUCCGAGCAAUGAAGAAGGGGUCCUAUGCCAAUCGGACUGAGGAUGCCAAGCAAUUCAUGUUGUGGUUAUUGCGCAAUGGAGAUACACUUUUUAGCCAGAGCCAAGAAUUACAAGCUUUGUGCCACGAUCUUCCAUUUGUGGAUUGCGGAUCAACAGAAUUGCUUCGUCCCUGUCAUCUCUACGAUCCAGAGAACAGCACAUUGCUGGCUUUAUUAAGACCGAGCCAUUUUCCCAAAGGGCCCUUUCAGGAGCAAGCAAUGUUGCGAAUCCUUCGUACGCUGGGUCUGAAAUCAGAUCUUAGUGCUGUCUCUCCAGCAGAUGCAAUAACUGCUGCAAGGGAAGUGGCUGUAAGUGAAAUGGCAACUGCCAAGGCCAAAUCCCAGGCCCUUAUCCGGGUUUGCAAUGAGAGUCCCCUACUGUCACGUUUAUCUCCUGAGAUGCUGAAGCAGCUGAGGUCCUUGCCUUGGGUUCCUGCCAUCAAUUCCUCUAAGCUUGGGCCAGCUGGAGUCUUCCUAGCACCUGAAUCAAUUCGUUCAGAGAGGUAUGCAGGUCUUGUAGGACAGGUCAUGGGACUGACAAAUGCUUUUUGGGCCCACGCUGCAGAAGAAUUGGGCCUGGAACGCUUACCUCCUCCAGAAAAGGUGAUGGAAAACUUAGCUGACCUGGUACAAGCCUAUUGCCCUAAAGAGACACCCCUGUUAACUGCAAAGUUGCGUAGCAUCUAUCAACACAUGCAACAGCAUCUCUUCGAUUUCCCGCAUCCACCCACGUACACUUCAGUGUGGAAUGGGAAGGGCUUCUCGUGCCCAAAAGACGUGGUACUGUCCUUUCCUAAUGAUUUGGACUUUGCACUCCUAAUGCCACGAGUUCCUCCGGAUUUCCAAGACUAUAGGCAGCUUUUUGCAAAAUGGGGUGUCCAGCAGUCACCCAGCGAGAAAGAUGUAGACCAGGCUCUUCGUAAGCUGGCAGAACAAAUCAAUGCCAGACCAAAAGGGGGUACACAGGCUGAACUACUCCUCUUCAUAGCUGUUUUGGACUGGCUUAGCAAUCAAGGUCACCAUGGGGAAGAGGAAAUGCUUAUACCGGUGCAGAUCGUAGGUUUGGUUGGUUUUGCUCUUCGCCCUGCCAGUUCAGCACUGUAUUGUGACAUGGAUCGUGCCCAUCUUGCUGAUUUGGGUGGAGACCUACCCAUUUUGGUGCAUGAAGCGGUUUCUUCUGCCACAGCUGCUUUCUUUGGGGUGGAGAUGAUGAGUACCAAGUUGUCAGGCUUAGAACUGUUUGAGGCUUGGGGGCCUUCAGAGCCCAUCACUCUCCGGAUCCGUAACAUCCUUCGGGAGUACAGCCAGGAUGCUGAUGUGUUUCAGGAACUGCUGCAGAAUGCCGAGGAUGCCAGUGCUAAGACUUGCCACUUCUUAAUAGACCUCCGGCAGCAUGACGCUACUAAAGGACUUCUGGAUCCUGGCAUGGCUACUUGCCAAGGCCCGGCCCUUUGGGCCCAGAAUGAUGCACUGUUUACUGAGGCAGAUUUCUCCAACAUUACCCAACUAGGUGCAGCCACCAAGGAGCACCAGGAGGACAAGAUUGGUCGCUUUGGCCUAGGUUUCUGCACUGUCUAUCAUAUGACUGAUGUGCCUUUCCUUCUCAGUGGUCACACUGUCCUUAUCUUUGAUCCCAAUAUCACCCAUCUCCGAAAACAUAUCCAUAGUUCAGCCCGACCAGGCAUCCGUUUGAAUUUGACCUCCAGAGUCGCUGCUUCAUUUCCAGAGCAAUUUUGGCCUUUCAGGGGAAUAUUUGGAUGUCGAAUUGGAGAGAAAUAACAAGGCACUCUGAUCCGUUUGCCUUUCCGCACUGAACAGGAGGCCAAAGAAUCUCAGAUAUGCCCUGAGCCAUUUGGACCCAGCCGGAUCAAAGGACUAGAAACUGGUUUCCAGGAGAUGUCCCAGUACCUGCUGAUUUUCUUGCAUAAUGUGCAGGAGGUAUCACUCUCCUGCCUUGCACAGGGUUUCAGUUCUCCAGAGGUUGUGCAGCCACUGGCAACAGUAAGCCGAGAAGUACUGAAUGAGAUGGGCUUUGCCCUUAUACGAUUGAGAACAACUUGGCAAUCAGUUGUGGAUAUCCACCAUUUUCUGCUUCAUGCAUGUUCAGCUGGUGGAGAAGCUGAGGAAAUAUUCAGAAAGGGAAGAAAAAGGGGUAUCCAUUUCUUGCCUCCUUCUGCUAGGGUAGCCUUACCACUCCGCCCUAGUACCACCAUUGGACGAUGGCUCCCGGAUAUACGUGGUUUUAAAGGCCAUGUCUUCUGUUUCUUACCUCUUCCCAUUGAAUCAGGUCUCCCACUGCAUCUCACAGCUCCCUUCGCUGUGCUUAGUAAUCGCAAAGGACUCUGGGAUACCACAGAAAAGGGCCAGUGGAAUAUAGCACUGCUACGAGAUUCAGUGACAGCUGCAUGGCUUGGGGCACUAAAUCAGCUCCGACACAUGUACAAACAAGAACUGCUGGAGGACUACGAGUAUUAUGAUUUUUGGCCUGAUAUAUACAGUACCAAAUAUCCUUUCACUGAAGCAGCCAAAGCCUUCUAUCAAGCGCUAAUCGAUGGAGUAAACGGGGAGCAGCCAGUUCUCUUCUCUGAUGGACAAAAAUGGCGCCCACUUAAUCAUGCUUGCAUUUUGGAUGAUGAUAUCAUUUGCGAGACACAACUGAGUUCUAUAGCAGUGAGAGCCUUCUCGUUACUCUUACCAGAACCACAGAUUGUAGUGCUUCCUGGGAAUAUGCGUAAAAUCUGCUGCCCCAGUGAGAUUUACUACCACAAGCUGAAUUCCUUAGUACAUUUGAUUGAACCAAUCCUGGACAAGGAAGCCCUUGGGGGAAACUCCAAGCUCUCUAAGGAGAUAAUGGAAUUCCUAGGAGUGAAAUGCAAACCAUCUGUAACUACAGUGCUAAAGCAACUGGAGAAAGCAUCCUUUUGUUCCAAUGCUCUCUCCAAAAAAAAGUUGGCUAAGAUGGUCCAAAAUUGUUAUGCUUUUCUCAAUGAUGCAGUCCAGAACAAUGAAAGUAGGGUAGAGAUAGCGCAAAAGGCACAGACAUUCCCCUUCAUCCUGGUCAGUGUUGGCUUUGUGCCAAUAUGUAAAGUGUCUCACAAUCUGGCUUUCGACGCUAUUCCAUAUCUCUUCAAAUUGCCUGAGGAGUACUGGCAACAAAAGAAUCUGUGGGAGUGUAUCGGUCUACGUGAUGUAUUUACCUUGGAUGAUUAUGCUUCUGUUCUGGAAGCCCUGGCUGAAAAUACAGCUGGACAGCCACUUUCUGUAGAAAAACUAGAAAUUGUACUUAGGUUGAUCACUGCAGGACUUGCUGGAGUUUUGCCAGAAAAUCAACAACUGGAUUCUUAUUUGUCCCAGAAAAUGUUUUUCCCAGACCAGGACAAAGUCCUACGACAAUUGCCUAAGCUGUUGUUUGAUGAUACUCCAUGGCUCCCACGUGAGAGUGGAACACCAUUUUGCCAUAGUAUGAUUCCACGGGAAAUUGCUGUGCGCUGUGGCAUAUCGACCAAAAAGCACCGUAUACUGUCCAGGUUACGGAUUCAGAAACUUUCUCUUUGGGGCACAGAUUUUGGAGCUAAGGAGGACUCUUGUACCCGCCUAUCUAACAUCCUUCGGGAGUAUUCCUCUUCACAGGAUGUGCUGAAAGAGCUGCUGCAGAACGCUGACGAUGCUGGUGCGAGUGUCAUCCAUUUCCUUUGGGAUCGCCGCCAGCAUCCAACAGAGCGUGUUUUCAGUGAUGACUGGAAGUCUCUUCAAGGUCCAGCCCUCUGCAUCUAUAACAACCGGACCUUCCAAUUGAGCGAUAUUGAGGGGAUCCAGCGCUUAGGCCAUGGUGGCAAAAGAGGAAGGUGGGAUGCUACAGGAAAAUAUGGUCUGGGAUUCAACACUGUUUACCAUUUGACAGAUUGCCCUGCAUUUGUCACAGGGAAUAGAACACUAUGUGUCUUUGAUCCCACAUUGCGUUAUCUCCCAGAGUCUGAUGAGGUUUCACCUGGUGCACAGUACAAUCUCACAAAAGGUUUCAGAGAGGCCUUUUUGAAUAUUUAUGACACCUUUUUGCCUGAUGUGUUUGAGUUGGAACAGGGCACACUUUUCCGGUUGCCCCUGCGUACUCCUGCAGGGGAGAACCUCUCUCCUAUUUGUCAGAAAUCAGUGUCUGAGAUAGAUAUGGAGAAUAUGUUGGAAGCUCUUAAAGAAGACGCAGAAUGUCUCAUGGUGUUCCUCAAUCACAUUCGCACUGUAAUUUUCUCUGUUAUGGGUGAGGAAGACAGGAAACCCAAAGAGUUAUUGCGGGUUGAAACUGAAGGAGGGGAACCUGGAAGGCUCGAGUACCAGAAACAUCUGCAGCAGAGAGCUGCAGCAGGAGGCCUGGAGAUGAGCAAACCAGUAACCGUCUUCUACAAAAUGAAGAUCAGCACUAAUCUCUUGCGUGAUCCCAGCAUCUGGUGGGUUGGAAGGCAAAUUGGAAUGGACAGCCCAGAGACCAUAGAGGGCAUGCUACUGCCAUAUGGUGGUGUAGCUGUUUGUCUUAAUAGACAAGUGUGUGGGAGGGCUUUCUGCACAUUGCCCCUGCCAGGAAGGACAGGCCUUCCCAUCCAUGUCAAUGGGAACUUUGAUGUGGAUUCAGCUCGGCGUGACUUAAGGAAAGAUAGCAGUGAAGGGGAUGUCAGUUCAACCUGGAAUAGGUUAGUCAUGCAAUAUCUGCUGGCCCCUUUAUAUGGCCAGUUACUUAAAAACCUGUGCCAGACAUUUGGGAGGGAACCACUGAAAUUUCAUACUCUGCAGAAAUGCCAUGAUCAACUUGCUCAGAAGUAUUUGCAAUAUUUUCCAAUUGUGACCAAAGAUGUAUCCCCUGUUUGGCAGCAGCUGGUAACCCAUCUGUAUAAGCUGAUGCAUAAAGACCAGCUCCCAUUGUUGCCAGUUUAUCAGAAAAAUGUUAAUUACAAAAAAGCCCGUAGAAUUGAAACAAUAAGGGUGUGUUGGAGUGCACCCAAAGAAGAGGAUUCCACCAGAGGCCCCUAUUUCCUGAAGAAUACAAUAGAGGAUAAAAUUCUUGAGCGCACUCUUCAGGAGCUGGGCAUGAGCUUGGUCCCUGCCUUUGAACAACUACAAGAGAUACAUGACCAAUUUGUUAUGGCGGAAAUUGAUGUACUGACUCUCGAUUCUCCUUCCCUCUGUCAUUUUUUGAAGAGUGUGCUCAACUUCUUACCAUGCUCACUAAAUCAAACUCCUGUAAAGAAUCGUUGCAUUUGCUUUGCUCUCCUAACCUUUUCUCUCAGUGGACUGUGCUCUGAUGAUGUGAAUUGCGUGGAAGGACUUCCAUUACUGGUGACUAAUGAUAAUGUGCUGAGAUGUUUCAGCCAACAAGAACCUGUUUAUCAGAAGACCAGUGCUUCUGAGCUUUUCCCACAUCGUCAGCAUUGUUUUUCUGCCUUUGCAGAUUGCAAUCUGAAUCAGCUUCUAUUAGAAAUGGAAUUCCUGAAGAAGUUUACUUUAGAUGAAUCUGUGGCUUACAUACAAGAGAUGUUGACACUGGAUAGCUGGGGUAAUGAUAGCAAACGCCAGAAGAGUUGGUUAGGGAAAGUGUGGAAGUUCUUUGAAAGUCAAAUCUGUGAGACACAGAAUAAGGAAAAAAGGAACGAGCUAUUUGCAAAGCUCAUUUCCCUCUUCAAAGGAUGUACUCUGCUCCCUGUCUAUGGUUCCAGUAUGUUGAUUCCUCUUGAAUCCCUUGGUACGUUGAUACCUAAUAACUUAAGCCCAGUUUGUGAAAUUCUUCAUAAGCUGGGCUUUGCCAAAUUAGAUAAGUCCCUGUUGCCUCCAGAGUUGACUGUAUACUGCAUCAGUCCAGAGCUACUGAAGAUCGAAGACUCUAUAGAAGUGCUGGAGCAACUGUCUACCCACAGUAGCCUAUGCUGGAAUGAACUUGAGUCACUUGAUUAUGAUAUACUCUUGAGGUUUCUCUGUGAGGAUCUGGGAAAGUUAAAUAAUCAAGCAUUAUUAGCAAAACUGAAAGCUUUGCCUGUCUUUGAGACAUAUCAAGAAAAAUAUGUAUCCCUAGUUUCAUAUGAUAAAGUCUAUCGUCUGGUAUCCAAAAAUCCAAAGCUCUGUAAGAACUUUUUGGAACUUUAUGAAUUGGAUGGAAGGACUGUUUUACUCAAGGACACCAGUUGGAAUCAAAAGUUGAGCAAGUGCUUUGGUAUUGGAGAAAUGAAUGAUUUGCAACAGUUUAUGCUACUUUUACCUCAGAUACCCAGUCUUCCUGAGGCCAAAGUACUGGAAGCCUUGAAGUUACUCUUCAACAUCAAGUUACACUAUGAUGAAGAGUAUGAGACCCAGAAACCAGUUGUGGUGUCAAGAUUCAAAUCCUUUGCCUUCAUUCGGGAUGAGGAGAAUGUGUUGCGUCCUGUAUCAUACUUCUACCAAUAUCAGAAUGAUACAAUUUUUCAAGAGUUGGGAUUAUGCUCUCGAUUUGUACCAGAGGAAUUCUAUGAUUCAAUGCGUCCAAUCAAUAUGUUUGAAGUGAACAUGUUUUUAUUGGAUGUGGGUUUGCAGGAGGUGAUUUCUGAGGAAGAUUUUUUGAAAUGUGCUACCCAGGUUGAACGAGAGGCAUUUGGCAGCGGUUCCACUUCUGAAAGUGUCCGAGGAAAAAGUAAAGCACUCUUGAAAUAUCUAUUUUCCAGAGCAAAAGAUGAACUGUCUAAUUCCUUCCUGGCAAAAUUGUCCAAGCUCCGUUUCCUUGUACCACGUCUCCUCCCUGAUAAACUGUGUAGCCUUCACACGCCAUAUGCCCCUUGCAGAUCUCCAGUGGCACCCCAAGGUUCUUUGUACUGUUCAAAAAAUGUUGCACUCUUUUGGACUUCAGCAGUUGCUUUCUCUUUUAAGGACCAUGUUGGAAAAGAAGGUAGGGAUGUUUUAAAAAAACUUGGAGUGAUAUGCACAGUACCUACCGAAGUGGUCUUGGAAAAUUUGAGCAAUGUCUGUCAAGUAACCUGUGAUACCCUAGAAAAUAAGGAAACUCGGGCAGAAGUUCUAAAAUGCAUGUACAAAUUCCUGUCAGAACAGGAAGAAAUAGAUGUGAAUUCCCUUAAAGGCCUUCCUGUGAUACUGACAGAUGAUAAUGAAGUAGCUACGGCAGAAAAUGUGGUGGUCCAUUUGCAACACUCAAAUGACUUUCGGCCAUACAUGUACAUGCUGCCAUCUAAGUUAGGGGGUUGUAUAGAUGUCUUUGAAAAGUUGGGAAUGCAAACUGAGCCAACCAUCUAUCAUUAUGCCAGUGUUCUGGCCAGGAUCCAAGAAGAGACUACAGAACGGAUGAAACUGCAGGCCAAUCUUACUAAAGCAGUGCUCAGGGCCACUCAGUUUCUCUUCCAUCUGUUGGAAGAAGCAAAGGAGCCAGUGGAUUUCUCAAAGCUGCAAGAACUUUAUCUCCCUUGCAUUGAUGGGAAGCUAUAUCCAUCAAACACUUUAGUAUUUAGUUUCUACCAAUCUGGCCAAGAACCCCUUGCUUUGAAAAACACACUUCGCUUUCUGGUUGAUCUCUCUGAAUGUUCCAUAUCAGCGGACAAGUAUAAGCAGUGGAAACUUCUGCGCUUGCUACCUGAAAAUCUGCACCCCAAGAAUUUGGAUAACAUUGUUGAAGAACAACUAGAAGAGACCUCUCUGACACUGUGCAUGUAUCGGGAAUACUGUGAGUUUCAGAACAGUCUCAAAGAACUUCUGGUUUCUCUUGAUUUCCAGAAUGCGCUGAUUGCACUACUGAAAUGGCAGAGUAAAACGGAAGAGAUAGAAGACAUAAAUGACGGACUCUUCUCUCCAGAUCAGCUAGAAGUGGUGUGCUGUGAAAAGCUCUGCAUUGUAAUGGUCUACAACCUGCAACUUUUAGGGGAAACUGAACGUGUCAAGACAGUGCAUGUUGCAACAACACCAGAUGGCAAGACAAAGAUUUACCUUACUCACCAGGAAAGCAUGAGUCGGCAAGAGGGAAUACAUAUUUUCUCAACUCUAGCCAUUGAAAUUAAUAAGCUUUUGGGAGAAAGACUUCAGCCAGAAGCUAUGGGGAUCCUCAUGGAAAUUCUAGCUUGCGAAAGACCUAAAGAUACUGCUAAAGUCCUAGAGAAACGCAGAGUGCCCCUGUAUCAGCAAGGAAACCUAAAUGCUUAUGAUCUUCCUCCUCCAGGAGAAGAUAUCCCUGAGGAAUGGUAUGACAGUCUGGAUAUGAGCAUUCUGCAUACCUUUAUGAAAGGAGAUUAUGUGGGCUAUCUGGCUUCUUCCCAGCCCAAGGAGCAUUACCUGUAUGCUGUUGUCCUUGAAGUACUUGAGUCACAGAAGAAUGGUGCUGGUCAAAUACACAGAUAUCGUAUUGACUUGGGAGGAGGUCGGCAAGAAGAAGUGACUGCUUAUGACUUGUACCAUUUCAAGAGAAAUAAGCCAGUCUCCGAUUCAAAUAAAAUGGUAGUGCUGGCUGCAGUUUCCGCUGAUGCUGCCCAAGUAGUAAGACCAGAUAUUAAUGAGUAUUGGCAUCACCGGCCACUGAGCGAGGUGAAGAAAGAGAUAGAUGCGUGCCUAGAUCAAGUUUGGAGACUUUCAGAAGAGGAGAAGAAGAAAGCCCUUAGAAGAUUAUAUCUAUGUUACCACCCAGAUAAAAAUCUUGGCCAGGAAGAUUCUGCUAAUGAACUCUUCAUAUAUCUUAAAGAAAAUAUCAAGGAGAUGGAGAAGGGAAUGAGGUCAAAUGGCCCCAAAAGUAGCAAUUCCUAUCACAGAAACUUCUCAGACUGUUGGAGUGAAUGGGAUCAGCAAGCUCAUCAGCAUCAACAGAGGCACUAUGAAUUUACCAGAAGUGGUGGUGGUGGAGGAGGAAGAGGAGGAGGAGGAGGAGGAGGAGGAGGCAGUUACGAUUUCUGGUCAUACCAUCGAUGUGGACCAAACUCUUCAAAAUCACAACCAAAUCACUGUUUCCUGGAGGCAAAGCGUUGGCUCCGGCAAGCAGAAUGUGAUCUGCAGGUAGCAGCCAGCAUUGCUGGAAAUGGCAGCACUGAAUGGCUGCUGUAUGUGACUUUCCGGGCUAUGGAGAAGACUCUGACAGCAGUUGAGUACAACCAGGGAGGUGGCUUUAAGAGGAAUCUCUCUCUUGCAAAGCUGGCUGAUAAGGCAGCAUCUUAUGGAUGUGAGCUGGCUAAACUUCCUGAGCAGAUAGAUGUGCUCAGGGAACACGGCGUGGAUGACAAGAUAACACAGUAUCCCAAAUAUCAUACUUUACCCACCAUUCCUAAUGAGGCCUUUUCUGCCUGCAAAGAGCAGGAUGUGCUAUUGUCAGCAUGGGAGAUCUUAAACAUGGUAAAGAGAUGGCUUGGCCUCUAAACACCCCAACCCUGCAAAUAUUAGAAGCUGGGAAGGAGCAUUGUAUAUAGAAUGCAGCAGUACCUGUAAAGACAUUUUGCAGAUAGAUGCUUUAAAAUGAGAAAGAUGGUUCUCUUGAAAAAAAGUAGCCUCACAGAACCUGUAUUCUUUGUAGAUGAUAAAAUAAUAGAGAGUCUAUGAAACAGUAUGCAUAUUUUUUUAAUAUGGACAUUCCAUUUUUUUGUCUUUUGAUAAGUUUCUUUAAUAAACUUGGCUUUCUU
Molecule: messenger RNA, 12647 nt
Organism: Crotalus tigris (Tiger rattlesnake)
Lineage: Eukaryota; Metazoa; Chordata; Lepidosauria; Squamata; Viperidae
Product: sacsin-like
Exons: 9
Coding region: 280-4812 (1510 amino acids)
Molecular function (GO): Hsp70 protein binding
Source: RefSeq, a predicted model, not a curated record